Dothidotthia symphoricarpi CBS 119687 is the source of this 2174-nucleotide messenger RNA. RefSeq names its product GMC oxidoreductase. The transcript is spliced from 4 exons. The record is from RefSeq and is a predicted model, not a curated record. Bases 387 to 2174 code for a protein of 595 amino acids. NCBI's taxonomy places the organism in Eukaryota, Fungi, Ascomycota, Dothideomycetes, Pleosporales, Dothidotthiaceae. Gene Ontology annotation, biological process: secondary metabolite biosynthetic process. Gene Ontology annotation, molecular function: flavin adenine dinucleotide binding; oxidoreductase activity, acting on CH-OH group of donors.
AGUAUUUCGGUCGGAUCGCUUGACCUGGGGCAUAGAUAGAACGAUACGCCAUCCGGAUUGACACGCAGGCUGAAAAUUCCCACGCGCAUCCCCUGCUGCAACUCGUGCAAGGUCCAUUUGGGAUUGUUCAUAACCAAUGUCGUCUCUUCACAGAACCCUGCAGCAGAAAAACUCCGAGUCACGCCUGACCCACACCCUCCGGCAAAUGUUCAAGACCCACCCAAAACGCCCAACGGGUGCGCAGGACCGAGCCGUUGUGGAGCAGAAGUGAGUAUCGCAAUUUCGCCAGACUACCCUUUCUUCCGAGAUUGUGGUCUGGUAUGCUCCAUCCAUCCUGCGUAGCAGGGUUCUAGAAGAACUCCGAACAGAGAAGAAGAGAUUGGCACAUGCUCGUCAUGUUCCUGGCCGAUACGGCGAGAUAUGUUAGCGGUUUGACUGUUGCUUCGCCGAGUGAUUAUACCCAUGUGAUUAUUGGAGGUGGAGUCACUGGCCUGAUUGUCGCUAAUAGGCUCACCGAGGACAAGCACAACAACGUCCUCGUCAUUGAAGCUGGACGUGCAGACGACAAUGCUGCAAUACGCAUGCCGUACGGCGCAACCUACACCCUCAAUCAAACCCUCUUAUGGCAAAACUACGUCUCGGAACCGGAGCCCGGGCUCAACAACCUGACCUGGAACACGCGCGUUGCCCACGUCCUCGGCGGUGGUUCGGUCAUCAACGGCAUGGCGUAUGAUCGUGGGUCUGCCGCCGACUACGAUGCCUGGGAGGCGUUAGGCAAUAAGGGCUGGGGCUGGGCGGGCAUGUACCCAUUCUUCAAGAAGGGAACGAAGUUCGUUGCGCCUACGCAGGAGACUGUAGAUAAGUAUGGGAUCACCUGGAAUCCAGAUGUGUAUGGAGAUGGGCCUUUGAAAGUCGGUUUCUCGGACUUCCAGUUUCCGGAUGUGAAAGAUUACUUUGCGGCGUAUGCGGGCGCGGGUACACAUAUGGCCCACGAUGGUAACAACGGGGAGUCCUAUGGUGCAUCAUGGUACCCGGAGACCUUUGAUCCUGCGAAGGGAGAGAGAACCCAUGCCAGGAACUCGUACUACGAUCCGGUCUCUUCGCGUUCAAACCUCCACGUCUUGUUGGAGACGAUCGCAACUGAACUUGUGUUCGAUAAUGGCAGGAAGCUCACUGCCCGUGGCGUAAAGAUUUCGGACAAGACCGGCAUAACGAAGACGGUAUACGCGAGUAAAGAGGUCAUCCUAGCAGCCGGCGCUGUCAACACAGCCAAACUCCUACAGCUCAGCGGUAUUGGCCCCAAGUCGGUCCUCGAAGCUGCUGGUAUCAAAGUCAAGCUUGCUCACGAUGGUGUUGGAGCCAACUUCCAGGACCACCCUUACGGCAGCAUGUCCUUUACCAUCUCGAAUAUGAGCGUACCCAACCCAAACUCAUGGUCAGACCCAGCAUUCAAUGCGUCGGCAUGGGAAGAGUACACCACCAACAAGACAGGUCCACUGACCCAGGCGCGUGGGAACAGCAUCGCCUUCAUUCCUCUGCCUCAAGUCGCCCCCGAGACCUUCAACGACCUUGCCACACAAGUUCGGAACCAGGCUAACGACGCCUACCUGCCCGCGCUGUAUAAAAACAGCACCAAGCUUCUCAAGGGAGUGCAAGCACAGCGUGAAGUCCUCGCCGGCCUGUUCCAGAACCCCAAGGCGGGUAUCGUCGAGUACCCCAUUCCAGGGUCAGGUGCUUUCGUCAUGGUUUCCAUCCAAAAGCCCCUCUCACGUGGAACCAUUACACUCAACCCGACCAACCCCCAAGGGCCUCCGAGAAUCGUCUACAGCACGCUCACAAAUCCUAUUGACAAGUCCGUCAUGGCUGCCUGUGUGCGCUACAUCCGUACUCUUUGGGCGCGUCCCGAGCUUGAGAAGUUCUCGCCUGUCGAGACGUCUCCUGGAACGCAGUACACAAGCGACGAGGAGCUGAUCAACAAGAUGAUCGACUUGAAGAGUUUCGUACCGUCGCUUUCGCACCCGACCGGGUCUUGUGCUAUGAUGCCGGAGGAGCAGGGCGGAUGUUUGUCGAUUGUCGAUGCCUCGAUUGUGCCCCUCGUGCCGAGUCAGCAUAUUCAAUCGACUAUGUACGCUGUGGGCGAGAAGGCUGCGUAUAUUAUCAAAAAUAGGCGAUAG